CUCGUCCCAUCGAUGGCACCUGGCCGGACUGCUGUAUCACCGACGUCGGGUUCCUCGAUGUGACAGUCCGUCCUCGACAGCCACCUGCUACUGUCCGUUUCGCCCUGUAGCGUCCACGACGCCUCCUUGUCCCGUCUUCUCCGCCCUCCUCCUUCCCCCCGUCAUGGCCGAGAGUCUGGGGAAGAAAGAGCGGAGAAAAAGCCUGAGCGUCUUCAGUCCCUCGACGACGACGACCUCCCUGUCCGGCCCCGCGGCCCAUGAACGAUCGCCCUCGGAUGACGCCCAGGUCCUGAAGAAGAAAACGCGACGCAACUCGGGAUUCUUUGGGGUCCGGCACCCCAGUCCUCCGAGAGCAACGCCAAAUCAUGGCUUGCGUCGGCCCGGGACCGCCGACUCGGAAUCGGCCACCUGCGUGACGGCCUUGCCUCCGGUGGCACUUGAGGGCCCUCGUACCCGACGCAAGUCGCUGCAGAAGCGACGGACCUCCGUCUUUGGAUCGCUGCGGUCGCUGCAUUCCCAAGAAGAUGACGACCGGUCGCUGAGCCGCUCCAAAGGCUCGUCCUUGGAUGAGGAUCCUCCCGAGCUACGCCAGGGCAUUGGCUCCAUCAUUCUACACCAUGGCGAGAUACAGAUCACGGGAGGCAUGUGGCGGAAGAAGAGUCAUUACCUGGUCCUGACGGAUACGCAUCUUGUCCGAUUCAAAAGCCAGAGCAAAGCCGCCGACAUGUUCCCCUCGAUUCCAGCAUCCUUCUCCCGUUCCGUGGCAGCCAACCGCCAAUCGGUCGCUUCUAUCAGUUCACUACAAGACCCACAGCUGUCGGCGGCCAGUGACUCCAUUGCCGGAAUUGCGCUCAACAGCAUCAUUGCGGUCUACAUGUUGGACGAUGGCAGACCGUCGUCGACAGUGGAGGUGGCCUACGUCGACGAACGGGCGCAAAAAGCCACCUUCAUUCAAAUGCAGACGCCGGAUUUCCAGGAGCUGAACUUGUGGAUGGUGGGCAUUCGCUCAGCGGCGGAAUUGAUCCGCGGGGCGGACCCGCUGAUCUUCGAUCAGAAGACGGUCGAUUGUGUGGUCAGGAUGCUCGACUACGAGCGCGAUUACGAUCCGGAGACCUUUCGCAUGUUCCGGGUGAUACAGAUGGCGUCGAGCAAGUCCCCAACGCGGGCAUCCUCGGAGGAUCUCACCAAGCUGUCCCCGACUGGGUGUUAUCUCGCCCUUGGCUCGCACAAGCUCCACCUGGUCCCGUUGCACAAGAUCUCCACUCGCAGCUCCGUCGUAUCCUUGAGUGACCUGGAUGCUGCAACGUCAUUCGGCCUCAUGAAUCUGACCUGUCUUUCUAUGGAAUGGGGAGAUGAUAGUCUGCACCUAACGUUCCGUGUACCAACCCAGAAACCGUUCUCGGUCUUUCUAGCAUCCGUGCAUUCGCUGGAGAUUGCUUUUUGGAUCAGACAACAGACGGAAUUCCUGCGUCCUUUGUGGAUAAAACAGCCGUACGACUUCAUCGUUCCCCGCGACCUGGAUAACGAAAACAACUUCCCCCCCGUGAGCCUGGAUGAAGACUAUGGCUGUUUCGAUCGAACCUUGGUCGCUUACUCGGCCAGCUACGAUGUGGACACUUCGAACAUCCGGUACACGAUUGACGUGCAAUGUGACGAUGCCCCUUGUUUCAGGCUCCUCCCCCCGGCUUCCGCUCGCCACAGGAAAUAUACCGCGCUAGAGUUGAUCGCCGUCCUACGAGCGCUUCGGUAUAACGAAUCCUUCCGGUCCAUAUCAUUCAGUGGGGUUAGCUUGGAUGUCCUGCAAGGCCUACGCGACAUCUAUGGCCCGGACAAGGAUGCACUUCUGAGCCGUGCGGGAGCGCCGAUUCAUAUCCCCGGCCAAGAGAACCUAUCAGUGCUGUCCCAGGAAGUGCGUGCAUUGACUUUGAAGAGCAAGUGGCUCCGAAGGCUAGACUUCUCUUAUACCCUCAGUCGCGUACCCAAGUCCGAUAGUGAAAGUCAUGAUCCGGGGUGUGGGAUCCCAGAAGCGAUUUUCCCCAUCUGUCGACGUGAGUUGACGAGUGUUGACUGGGUGGUGUUGAAUGGAAUCAAAUUGGGUGACUCUGACCUCGACUAUCUUGUGGAUGCCGCGUCACAGCGGUCCAGUCACAUGCGGGCAUUGGAGGUUGGCAACUGUGGUUUGUCAGUUCACGAUCUCGACCUACUCCUUUCCACAGUUAUUGCGCAGUCGCCGACUCUCGAGGCCAUGAACAUCUCCGGCGUGCAAGGCCGCCUCAGUCCCGACAUUCUCCAACAAUACCUCGGCUACUUCAGCCAGAUCAAGACGCUCGAUUUGUCUCGUAUCUCCCGCACGUCAGGCUCGGACCCACUUCUCACACCCGAGACGUUGAUCAAUUGGCGUCUGGAAGAGCUCUCCUUGAGUCGGACCGUCGUGAACCGGGAGACCGUCGAUGCUAUAGCAACGUAUCUGGCCAGCGAUCGAUCCCGGGGUUUGCGGGUGCUUCGGCUGGACCAAUGCGGGCUCAGCGGCCAGGAUGUCGCCAUCUUCCUGCAUUCGAUGGCAACCAGCGGGUUCCCUCGCGAUCUGCAUCUCUACGUCAAUGAAAAUCGCCUCGAUCAAGGCUGCACAUACCUUUUCGAUGCCAUCGCUCAAAACAAGACACCUACCCAUCUAUCAAUGAGGAUGAUCGAUUUCAAGAAGGAGGAGCAGUUCCAAGAAUUGGUGGAGGCCCUGCGAAAGAAUCGGACGUUGAAGUAUCUGGACAUCUCCAAAGCUUCCCUCCCGUACGAUGCCGGGCCCGAGACGUGCAAGUCGCUUCAGCUGAUGUUCGAGGAGAACGAGACGCUGGAAGACUUGGAUAUCGGUGGAGAAAGCGCGCACCUAGAUGUUGCCCGGUUCGGAAUCGGCCUGAAUUUGGCCCUGACUGGUCUGAAAAAGAACAAGUCCUUGCGAGUCCUGAGGAUCGAGCAUCAGAAGCUGGGCCUCCAGGGCGCGAAUACUUUGGCAUCGGUGCUUGAAGACAACGAGUGUCUUCGUGAGGUCUACUGUGAAAAUAACGACAUCAACUUGCAGUCCUUUACCGUCCUUGUCAAUGGACUGCAACGGAACAAAUCCUUGCUGAGCCUGUCAUUUAUGGACCGUGACCGAAUCCAAUCCCUGGAGCGGGUGCGGCGCGAGAUUCGGAGCGUGAAGCGGGAUGUGAGUCUUGCGCAGAGCUCCACGACCAACUCUAUCCGUCGCUCUCUACAUGCCGCCAUGAAUGGUAAAAGCGGCGGCAAGUCGUCUAAACAACAGCAUGCAUCGAGCCAUCGCUCGGGCACCCCAGUGCCCUCAAGCGUGAGUGCUCCUGCCGAGACCUCUCCCCUGAUACAGCAAGACGUGGAGGUUAUUCUCCAGUCGUUGAGCCGCAAAUGGGACGCCGAGGUGGCCCGUCUCCGUCGGUAUCUGUACCGAAAUUACAAUUUGGCUCACGGUAUCGAAGAUGAUAUGGCCGCCUGUGACGAUGACACUUCGAGUGAUGGGCGCCCCACUACCGCCACAAGCCUUGGGAUGAUGCUGGACAGUAUGAAGUUGGAUGUGACGGUGUCUGAAAACGAGAUCCAGCCAGCAGCACCGCAGGAUUCUGCCCCCCUGCCGCCGGAGAUCGCGCCGACGAGCCCGAAAGACCAUCUGGAUAUGUUCAGGAGCCUUGAUGCGGAGAGUAGCUUGGUCGCUGAACUCCGACAGCGCCCGCAGACGGCUCCAUUCUCGUUGCCGGGCCAUGCCCCUCACAUGUUACCACCCGAGUAUCCCGGUUCCGGCUCAUCCUCGCGCCUGGGGGUGCCAGUGCCUGCCAUACCAUCCACGGUCAGCAAGUCCAGCAGCGUCCGCAGUGCCCGCAGCUCCAGCACAGUCUCGUCCAGUACUAGGGCUAGUGCGCGGAGUACGUAUGGGACAGCCUCCUCCACUCUGCGUGGCUUCCUUAGUUCAAGUGCCUCCAAAGAGCGCAAGAAACUGGAGAAGAUGAAGGCUGGCGCCGUGUGUGUUUCGACGGACAGACCGCCUAAGCUGGAGUGGGCGCCUCCGAAGCUUGAUCUGGGGCAUUUCCAGUAGCCUCCGUCGGAGUGCUCGUUCUACGUCGCUCAAGCAUGACUAAUGAAUUGAAUUCACGAUAACUUGGCAACCCACCUUCGCUAGUCGAAGAUAGGUCUCGUGGUUUUAGACCGUCGCCAUCGGACUCCAUCUAUCUCUCUCCCUACUUCCCUGCUUCCUUCUUUACCCACCAAAGCU
Messenger RNA from Aspergillus ibericus CBS 121593, 4270 nucleotides. RefSeq lists its product as uncharacterized. The record is from RefSeq and is a predicted model, not a curated record. Lineage: Eukaryota; Fungi; Ascomycota; Eurotiomycetes; Eurotiales; Aspergillaceae. Bases 164 to 4093 code for a protein of 1309 amino acids. The transcript is spliced from 2 exons.